AUUAAGAAAUGGGAAAAGUAUAUUCUACUUUGAUGCGACCAAUUCGCACAUUUAACAUAGUGCAUCGUGCGCAUGAUGUUAUUUCAAAAGAGAAACCAACAGCUGCACCACAAUAUCCUUCGACAGCUAAGCAAAAAGAACUUGUAGAUAAGUUGGAUCCGGAUUUUAUGAAAAAACAUUAUGAAAAGAAUGCUCAAUUAGACAGUCGCUUGAAAGAGGUUUAUGUCACCUCCAAUGAUCCAAAUAAUGAAUCAGCAAAGCAGCCAGCCUCAUCUAGGCCAUUACCAUUAGACAGAACUAUCUCUCCUUCGUUUGAAUUUGGAUUCUAUGAGUCUCGUGUGAUUCCUGAGGGUAAAUGUUCUCUAAGGCAGGCUUUGACUUUUCUUGGAGAUCAUAAUAAUAACCCUACUGAAUAUACCACAGAAAAAAUAGCACUUGAGUAUAAGUUAGAUAAACAAGUAGUAGCGAAUAUUAUUGAACAUUUUAGUGUUCCUAGGAUGGUUACAGCACAAAAAAAUGAGGAAAAGAGCAUACAAAAAAAGUAAUCUGUAGUCAUUGUAUCCAAAAAUAAUAUAAGUAUUUAGAUAUUGUUGUGUAAAUAAUAACAUGUUAAAGGUAAUAAAAACUGUGUUUACUUCAA
Molecule: messenger RNA, 640 nt
Organism: Hylaeus anthracinus
Lineage: Eukaryota; Metazoa; Arthropoda; Insecta; Hymenoptera; Colletidae
Product: protein NDUFAF4 homolog
Exons: 4
Coding region: 9-545 (178 amino acids)
Biological process (GO): mitochondrial respiratory chain complex I assembly
Cellular component (GO): mitochondrion
Source: RefSeq, a predicted model, not a curated record